AUGUCCGCAGCUACAGCUAACGGUGAAUGCAAAUUGAUGGACGUGAGGGCCGUGUUGACGAAAUCGCUGAGCGAAUCUUGGAUAGACUUUCGGCGCCAGUUGGUCAGUCACGUCAACGGUUUGUUUGACCACGAAAAGCAGAAUUUUGUAAUGGUUUUUAUGAUGGUUAUCCUGUCGGCUUUUCUUUACCUGGUGGUCUACCACGGAUGGAUCGCCAGCGCGUUAGUGGGCAUCGCGUAUCCGGCGUACGCAACGAUCGCGAGAGUACUGAAACCGCAGACGACCGAGGUGACCGGAAAGGGGAAUUUUGUAACCGCGAAAACCAAAUGGCUGGUUUAUUGGACGAUCUUUGCAAUGGUUUGGAUUUUGGAAAGUCCAGUAACCGCAUUUUUGAAUGCGAUUAAGCCGUUGUACUAUUUGUUACGAAUGGUAUUUUUCGUAUGGUGCUUUGCACCGAUCGAAAACAACGGCACGGAAAUCGUGUACGGUUUCGUUGUAUGGCUGCUGGUGCGUAAAAAUCGUUACGUGAAAGAUGCACCGUCAAACCACGUAGACCAAUAA
Messenger RNA from Cinara cedri, 561 nucleotides. Lineage: Eukaryota; Metazoa; Arthropoda; Insecta; Hemiptera; Aphididae. The record is from the annotation of a GenBank genome assembly.